Messenger RNA from Frieseomelitta varia, 10035 nucleotides. It is a transcript of the gene NaCP60E, whose product is annotated as sodium channel protein 60E. Gene Ontology annotation, cellular component: plasma membrane; voltage-gated sodium channel complex. The transcript has 21 exons. Gene Ontology annotation, molecular function: voltage-gated sodium channel activity. The record is from RefSeq and is a predicted model, not a curated record. Bases 1546 to 9213 code for a protein of 2555 amino acids. Gene Ontology annotation, biological process: sodium ion transmembrane transport; membrane depolarization during action potential; neuronal action potential. Lineage: Eukaryota; Metazoa; Arthropoda; Insecta; Hymenoptera; Apidae.
CGUGUGCGCGUACGAGUUGUUUGACUGUGUUGGGGUUUAGAUGGAUUCGCUUAUACAGGGAAAGAGAGACCUCAAAGCCGUUUUCCUCGGUCGUUCGAUACGCGCGCGCGCGAAACGAAUCGACUUCAUCCAUAGUAUCGUCACAGUUCUCGUCGGAGACGUUCGUGAUUUUGCACCCUUGUUCAAGUCACAAUCUGCCGAACUAUAUGACGAGGGUACACCACGGUUUCCUUUCUCAUUUCCCUUCGUCUCUACUUCUAUCUUCGCCUCUCUCUUCCUCUAGCUCUCUUUCUUUUAUUAAAUCCUCCUUCGCUGCUUCUUCCCUUCUCUUUACCAUCGUUUCUGCCGUCACGCCGAAACACCUUCAAUUAAUUUUCAUCCGAGCAUCGUCGCCCGUUUUCAUCUUCACGCGCCCGAGCCUCGGCUCGUCAGCUCGUUUCUGCGAUCCUUUCGUCCUCCUCCUCGUCUCGUUCGUCGGCACGUCGUUGUCAUCUCGUUCGCACCCUAUUUGGGACACUGUUCAGAGCUCGAUCUUUGAUUCUCCUUGGAUAAGACAGAUGGUAAUUAUGACUCGCGAGUGUUGUACGAUACUGGAGUGACCAGUAAGCAACAGACUGAUUUUACGUCAUUUCCUGUUGUCAUUCCACCCUGUUACUCGGUGGCAUUUGUUUUCUGUUUGCGAUGCGACCAACCACGGAAUCGUGUGUGAACGAUAUCCAGGAGACGACAUCGCAGAGCAGGCCGGAUUAGGGGGUACAUCGAUCAUCAAAAGCGUCAAGGAAAAAUCACGCAACGUCUCUUUCGAGUAUACUCUGCAUUUCCUUCUUCCUUCCCUGCUCUCUCUCUCUCUCUCUCUCUCUCUCUCUCUCUCUCUCUCUCUCUCUCUCUCUCUCUUUCUCGCUGUUCCUUGCCUCUCGUUUUCUCGCUUCCCUGCCGAAUUUUCCGCCCUCCAUCCCGUAUUCCUGACUCUUUUCCUCGCUUUCGCUUUCCCUCUUGACUUUCUUACCCGCUUGGUGGUGAAACACGUCGCAGUGGCACGAUCGUCAUCGACGAAAAAAGAAGAAUCUAUAUACUGUACCGCGACACACAUUCGAGUUCGCGCUCAGUCAAUAGCAGCUGCAUCCUUUGAAAUUUCAAAAGAGCCACGAACACGAGAGCUGUCCACGACGAUUUGUGGAUCGAGCAUGAAAAUCGAGCGGAAGAAAACUGCCUUAUAACCGUGAUACGAUGCUGCUGCGAGGAUUUUGAAGGAGAAGAACCUUAUCUACCUAACCGGCGAGCAAGCAGUAUAUCAUGAUCGUUCCCCGUACCCUUGUUGUUUAUUGUUAUCAACCGAAGGAACGUGCAUGAGUCGUCGAACCACUCGAGAGCUGGCGAAGGCGAAAGAAAGCAGAAACGAAAGAAAACGGAAACAGAAGUGGGCACACACGUACACGCGCACACACACGCACGCACACACACACACAAACACACACAGCUCUGCUGCGUAGGAACCGCAACGAUGAAACGUACAAAUUUCGGUGAGCCGAGGAACCAAAGAUUCCAAUGAUACCUUCGCAAGGUGGCCGUGAGGGAUAUAAAGGUUCUGCCAACCCUCCGAGCAACGGCUCCGAGGACAAUGGCUUCGCUAAUCGACCUCGAGUGGCGGGCCUUUACGCGACGAAUCUCUUCAGAGAAGAGCUCGUUCGAUUCUCAUCGUCAGGAGAGACCACUCGAUCUCACGGUCCCGCGCGGGAUAUACUCGAGAGAUCGCCGCGAGAGAUUGGCAGCCAGAGAAGUUUAAAUCUGCCCGCGGGCAUCGCCGAGGAGUUCGAGCUGUUGGACCGCUCGAGGAUCGGGAUAUCGAGAACGCCUCAGCCGUUGAGAAGAGGCGAGGCCUCGGCCGCUGCUCGUUACGAGCUCCGAUCCAGAUUCGACGAGUCCACCGCCAGGCGAAGAGAUCGUUAUGGAUCGCCUGUCGAGAGAAUCGGCGGUAGGGGACACGAGCAACAGGGAGAGUACGCGUCCAGCACCGUUCGAGGAUCCCUCCUCGAGUUCCCACGGUCCGAGCAGACGAUAUGGAUGGAGGAGCCGGAUGUCGACGAUUCUAAGAUACAUGUUUCAACUGGCGAUCUUGCUGGGAGGAGAGAACCGGACGAUAGCUCGACGUUUGCCACAACAUCCGCCUCGAUACUCAUAUCGCCGGCGAGCGAGACCAGCGAGUGCGACGCGAUCUCGCCGCCAGAGGUGGAGAAAUCAUCACCGCCACCGUAUGCGGGCCUCAGCCCGCCAGAGUACACCGGCCACGAGUACGAGAACAGCGAGACACCGUCGCCGAUCUUCCCGAAUUAUCCGUUGACCUCGUACGCGGAGGAAACGCGGCGUCACAGGCGUUCGAGAUCGUCCGUCUCGAACGGCGAGCUCGAGCUCGCGCUGCGCGGCGAACGUUUGAAGAGCGAGGAUCGAUUCGAGUCGGAACCGGAGGAGGAGACCGGCGGCCGAUCGGGACGAACCGAGCGUCAAGAAACGAAUCCGGAGAAAACAGCCGGAGAAAACGAAGAGGCAACGAGAACCGCCAGGGACGUCGCGAGGCUACGACCGCCUCUGACAGCGGCGGCUGGCGCCUCGGCCGAUUCUGGGACCGGUGAUUCCGGAAGCGCGGAGAUCCAAGUCGAUCCGCUCGGUACUCCCAGAACGGCCACCGCCGGUGAAAUUUUAGACGAAAGGGACGGCGGUGACGACGGCCAGGCCGCUUGUAAAUCGUCGAUUAAAACGCCCACCGGGAACAACAAGCAGACGGUGAAACUCUUCACGAAGGAGAGCCUCGACAGGUUGGAGAACAGGACCGUGCAGCUCGUUAGAGAUUAUGGCUUUCAGCCGAAAAGGCGAAUGUCAGUGGAGGACGGUGCGGUGCUUCCAAACAAGUACGAACCGUUUCCAACCGAACUCUACGGCAGGCCUCUCGAGGAGAUCGACAAUUUCAUCUACGACGAGACGUUUUGCGUAGUGUCGAAAAGGUUUCGUAAAAAUUACAUUCACCGAUUCACGGCGACAAACAGCUGGUUCAUAUUUUCCCCAUGGAAUCCCAUAAGGCGGUACUGUAUUUACUUAAGCACGAACCAGUACUUCGAUUACAUAGUCAUGGCUACGAUAAUAUUAAAUUGUGCCUUCCUCGCCAUGACGGAAACUAUCGAGGAAGCCGAAUAUAUAUUCCUAGCGAUAUACACGGCCGAAAUGGUGAUCAAGUCGAUAGCCAAGGGAUUCGUGCUCAAUAAAUACACUUAUUUGCGAAAUCCGUGGAACUGGCUGGAUUUCGUGGUGAUCACCAGCGGUUAUGCGACCAUAGGGAUGGAAGUAGGAAAUUUAGCUGGGUUGAGGACAUUCCGAGUGUUGAGAGCUCUCAAAACUGUUUCGAUCAUGCCUGGCUUAAAAACCAUCAUCAACGCAUUGUUACAUAGUUUUAAGCAACUUGCCGAAGUAAUGACGCUCACGAUCUUUUGCCUGAUGGUUUUUGCACUUUUUGCUCUACAAGUCUACAUGGGCGAACUGCGGAAUAAAUGUGUGAAGAAGAAUUUGGAAUUAAACAACACGCAAGUCGAUUGGAGAGAGUGGACUUGGAACUCGUCCAACUGGGCAUUCGACGAAGACGAAGAGCCAAUAAUUUGCGGUAACGCGACUGGCGCCAGACACUGCAACGAAAGUUACAUCUGCCUUUGCGUUGGCCCGAAUCCAAACCACGGGUAUACAAAUUUCGACAAUUUUCUGUGGUCGAUGCUCACCACGUUUCAGUUGAUUACUCUGGAUUAUUGGGAAGACGUCUACAAUAAGGUAUUGUCGGCGUGCGGACCUAUCAGCGUCUCGUUCUUCACGGUGGUCGUGUUUUUCGGCUCGUUUUACCUGAUCAACUUGAUGCUCGCUGUCGUCGCGCUGAGCUACGAGGAGGAAGCCGAGAUUACAAACGAGGAACGAAGGAAAGACUUAACCGACCAUCGCGAGGACUCGACGUUUAGUUUCGACCCGACAAAGAUCAAUGUGAAGACGCUUGCCAAAGAGAAGCAGAAGAAGUUAGACGCGAGGAAAGGAGUUCUUCUUAGUAGUUACACGCGCAAGAAAACACGGAGACGAAGACGUGGGAGAAGCACUGCCGGUUCUGCUUCGUCUGGACAGGAUAAAAGUGGCUCUGUGCCAAGCAGGUCGGUGACACCAAGCCCGAACCCGAGUCCAAGACACUCGACCGUUCGACCGUCUCAUUUACUUCUGCAAAAUGUCAGUCCACGAACCGCGGAGAACAACGGGGUUCACCGAUUGGCGCCGAAUCGCGGGAUGCUUCAUUCCCGACAAGCAAGUAACAACAGCAAUCAACAGUCAUCGUUGGACGACUCGGGUGUUGUCGACGACCACGACGGCGACGACGUCACGUCUGUGGAGGAGCAUGAUCGACGCGACAACAAAGAGUCGAGGGCCAAUUGGCAGGAGAGGACACCUGCUAGCAACAACGCCGACGUCAGUGUUGAAACGAACGCCGGUGGAGCGAAAAAUGAAGUGAACAAUGAAAUGGACGUCGACAACGAACGAGAAAAGUCGCAGGCGACCCAUUCCGGCGGAUAUCUUCGAGCGCCCACGAACGUUCCUGUUUCACUUGCUGGUGGAACUGCUAGAGAGAUUCGAGUGUUUAAAUGCAACGGUGUGAAAACGAAGAAGCAGAUGUACACCUUGCCACCAGAGUAUUUGUCGCACAUUGUUAUUUUAGAUGGUCUUCCGGAUAGAAACUGUGAAAAAUGCAUCCAAUGCUGUAUAGAUUACGAGGGUUGGCUGCGAUUUCAGAAUUGUUUGUACAAGGUAGUGAGAGAUCCGCUAUUCGAGUUGACGAUCACGCUGUGCAUCGUCCUGAACACCGGCUUCCUGGCGAUGGAGCAUCACGGGAUGAGCGAGUCGAUACGACAGGCGCUCAACAUCGGUAAUAAAGUGUUUACCAGUAUCUUCACCUUCGAAUGCUUGCUGAAGCUGUUGGCGCUGAGCAAAGAUUUCUUCGCCAACGGAUGGAACAAUUUCGAUUUGAUAAUAGUGUCAGCGUCUCUGAUAGAUCUUACCUUCGAGCUGGUAGACGGCCUCUCCGUGAUACGCGGACUGAGGCUUCUGCGUGUGUUAAAACUGGCACAGUCCUGGACCACGAUGAAGGUUCUACUGAGCAUUAUCAUUUCGACGAUCGGCGCCCUUGGCAACCUCACCUUAGUCCUGGUGAUUGUGAUCUAUAUAUUCGCCGUGAUCGGCAUGCAGUUGUUCAGUAAGGACUACACGUUGGACAAGUUUUACCCGGACCCGGUACCACGGUGGAACUUCAACGAUUUCUUUCACUCGUUCAUGAUGAUAUUUCGCAUACUGUGCGGCGAAUGGAUCGAGCCGCUGUGGGAUUGCAUGCGGGCCGAGCAGGAGGACGGCCCCGAGGCUUGCUUCGCCAUAUUUUUACCGGCGCUCGUCAUGGGUAAUUUCAUGGUGUUGAAUCUUUUCCUCGCCUUGCUGCUCAACAGCUUCAACUCGGAGGAGUUGAAGCAGAAGAAGGAGGAGGUCGGCGAGGAGUCGAAGCUCGCGAGGUCGUUCGAUCGGAUCCGUUCGAUCAUACGGAAGAACAAAUGCUCGCGGCUGACGCAGGCCAGAGGAGGCAAGGGGAGAGAUCCACGUUUCGAGAAGAUCGUGCGGCGCGUGAUGGACCGAUCCGACAACGAGACUAAAUACGCCAUUCAAGAGACUGUACUCAGCCUUCCAACGGACAACGUUUACAACAGAUCCUACCAAGAAAGUUUAAAUCAGCCCGUUUUUACUUACGACCCGGUGUACUCUCAGUCUCAGACGGAGGAGCAAUGGGAGAAGGAGGGCGAGAAAGACGACGGUUCGCCCAGCGACGAGAACAAUUACUCGAGCGAGGCGAAGGAGAUCGAAGCGAACGAGAGCAAGGAGGAGGAGUGUCGAGAUGCGCCGGAGGUUGCGAAAGGCUCGUCCUCGAGCAAAGCAGCCGCGGAGGAGAGCGUCGCGAUGCUGCCUCAGAGGGAUCCGUUCCCUGCCCGACACGAGGAUCGGGUGCCGAAACGACCUUGGCACGCGCUCGUCAGCUACGUGGACGAGCUGACGGUCGGCGGGAGGAGGGACAGCAAAGGGAAAUACAUCGACGGCAUGGGCUCUUUCCCGGGAUUUGGAAGGAGCAACCGGCGCAAAGAGCCGCAAGACUGCUUUCCACGACAGUGUUAUCAGAAGUGUACCUGCAUCGAUCGGUGUAUCGCGACGGCCAUCGGCAAAAAGUGGAUCAAAAUGCGAACGAUGAUACUCUCGGUCGUCGAUACGCCCGGGUUCGAAUGGAUGAUCCUAGUUUUAAUUUUCGCAUCUUCCAUAACCCUCUGUUUCGAGGAUAUUUAUCUAGACGAUAACCCGUUUCUGAAGAAGAUCCUCUAUUGGACCAAUCUCGGCUUCUGCGCGCUCUUCAGCAUCGAGAUGCUGCUCAAGUGGUUAGCUCUGGGUUUCUGCAAAUAUUUCACCAGUUUUUGGACAAUCUUGGAUUUUAUAAUUGUCUUUGUGUCGACGUUUAGUCUGUUGAUAGAGGAGAACGAAAAUUUGAAAGUGCUGAGGUCGCUGAGAACUCUGCGAGCACUGAGACCACUGAGAGCGAUAUCGAGAUGGCAAGGCAUGAGGAUCGUAGUGAACGCGUUGAUGUAUGCGAUACCUAGUAUAUUCAACGUGCUCCUCGUCUGUCUCGUGUUCUGGCUGAUAUUUUCUAUUAUGGGUGUGCAAUUUUUCGGCGGCAAGUUUUUCAAAUGCGUCGACGAGUACGGCGAAUUGUUGGACAUAUCGAUCGUAAACACGAAAGACGACUGUCUGAGGAAGAACUACUCCUGGGAGAACAGUAAAAUCACGUUCGAUCACGUGGGGAUCGCUUACCUGGCCCUGUUUCAAGUAGCCACGUUCGAAGGGUGGAUGGAGGUGAUGCAGGACGCGGUGGACGCGAGAGGCGUCGACCUUCAGCCUCAGAGAGAAGCGAACAUCUACGCAUAUUUCUACUUUGUGAUAUUUAUCGUUUGCGGCUCCUUUUUUACACUGAACCUCUUUAUCGGAGUAAUUAUAGACAACUUUAACAUGUUGAAGAAAAAGUACGAAGGUGGGGUGCUAGAAAUGUUUUUGACCGAAAGUCAAAAACACUACUACACUGCCAUGAAAAAACUCGGCCGUAAAAAGCCGCAGAAAGUGAUAAAGCGUCCGAUGAAUCAAAUCCUCGCAAUGUUUUACGACCUAUCGAAUUCACGCAGAUUCGAAAUAGCAAUUUUCAUUUUGAUAUUCCUCAACAUGCUGACGAUGGGGAUCGAGCAUUACGAUCAGCCUCAUCCGAUCUUCUUCGUUCUCGAAGUGUCGAACGCAUUUUUCACGACCGUUUUCGGUCUAGAGGCGAUCGUGAAGAUAAUUGGGCUCCGUUAUCACUAUUUCACGGUGCCGUGGAACUUGUUCGAUUUCCUCCUCGUGCUGGCCUCGAUAUUAGGAAUAUUAAUGGAGGACAUUAUGGUAGACUUUCCGGUGUCCCCGACGCUCCUGCGAGUCGUGAGAGUGUUCAGAAUCGGUCGAAUCUUAAGGCUGAUAAAGGCAGCCAAAGGUAUUCGUAAACUGCUGUUCGCACUGGUGGUUAGUCUUCCGGCGCUGUUCAACAUCGGCGCCCUGUUAGCUCUAAUUACUUUCAUUUAUGCCAUUAUCGGCAUGUCGGUCUUUGGUCACGUUAAAAAGCAAGGCGCACUCGACGACAUGGUAAAUUUCGAAACGUUUGGUAGAAGCAUGCAAUUACUGUUUCGAUUAAUGACAUCGGCCGGUUGGAACGAUGUGUUAGAGUCGUUGAUGGUGCAACCGCCGGAUUGCGAUCCGACGCCGACCAGUCGGCAGAUGAACGGGAACUGCGGAUACCCUCUCCUGGCGAUAACAUAUUUCACUUCUUUCAUCAUAAUCAGCUACAUGAUUGUUAUCAACAUGUACAUUGCCAUUAUCCUCGAGAACUUUAAUCAGGCACAUCAGGAAGAGGAGAUCGGUAUUGUCGAGGAUGAUUUAGAGAUGUUUUACAUACGAUGGUCCAAGUACGAUCCGCACGCGACACAGUUCAUAAAUUUCUCGCAGUUAAGCGAUUUCAUAGCAAGCCUGGACCCGCCAUUGGGAAUCUCCAAGCCCAAUAUGGUUGCGCUAGUUAGUUUCAAUCUUCCUAUCGCAAAGGGUAAUAAGAUUCAUUGUCUGGACAUUCUGCACGCACUUGUCAAGCACGUCCUCGGACACGUAGAGGAGUCUGAAGACUUUCGAAAGCUGCAGGAACAGAUGGACAUUAAGUUUAAGAAACAGUUCCCCACGCGUAAAGAGCUUGAGAUCGUCUCCUCGACGAGAAUGUGGAAACGCCAGGACAAAGCAGCCAGGUUGAUUCAACGCACGAUCAGAGAAUACAUAACGGCGAAGAAGGAACGCGAAAGAAUGGCACAAGAAGUGGACUCGCAGACACAAACGUCGAGUCCUGGUGCUGGGAACGAGGGUAGGGGCGGGGGUGGAUGGAGUGGCAAAGUAUCGGCUUUUCUACAUGUUCAUAGAGGUAGCCGAGCCAGUAGUCGCAAGUCCUCGAGGGCCAGCGACGCCAGCGAUUUCAGCGAGCUCGGUACAGCUUCGGCGUGGCUUUUUCCAAACUUACCUCUGCUGUUGCUCUCCGGCGCCACCGGUACUCACGAGGACCUGCCUCCUCCCGCUCUGACCGUAUCCCGUCCCUCGCCGACUGCGGAACAGCAAUCGUUUACCGGUUCCUCUGUUGCUUCUGCCACUUCCUCUGAUCUACACACUAGAUCGUCGAUCGGGGGUCCGACACUCGGCCGACAAAACGCCGUUGAAAGUUAUCCCGACGAGGAAGUCCCCAGUCUUCCUACGAAGCGCAGGUCACUCCCGCCAAGCGCUACGACACUCUCUCUGAACACCUUGCAUCGCGAUAUCAAAGAAGCGUUUAGCAGACGUUGCGGUAGCCUCCGAAAGAAACAGCAACAACCAUCACCUGAACCAGCUCCGCUGCCAAUCGAAUCUACCGAUGUAAGCAUACUCGUUACAGAACCCAGUCCAGAGAACUCGGCACCGCCUUCGAGACCGGCGCUGCUCAGACGACAAUCCGCCGCCACGGUCGUUCACGUCCUCGUUCACAGAGAGAGCGAAGAGUAUCGAGACACGCAACCCGACAAUGCCAGUUGAUCUUAGAUCGUCACGCCCCGAGAUCCUUCCGAAAUCAGUUUUGAACGAGAGAGGCUAGGCUGAAAGCCAUCGAUAUAUUUGCUUGUUAUCGCGUUACAGUGGCCCCGAUUCCCUCUCCUCUCCCCCUUUCUUUGACGCUGUUGCCUUAUCAUCGUUACCAUCUGAUACUCUUGCUGUUUCAUUGUAAUAAGUAUAUCUCGGAGAAAGAGACGUUUCAAUGAAAUUAUUUCCCCCAACAGUUUUCAAUGAUAAUUAAACUUUUAUCGAAAGAUAUUUAGUACUUUACGCAGUUUUCUUUUACAGAAAAAAGAAAAAAAAAAGGAAAAAAAAAAUAAUAUUCUUACGAUACUUUUCGAUCCUAAUGAAUAACAAUAGUCUAUUUUUAGUAAUCAAUUUACUCGCAACGAGCUUAAAUCUUUUUUCUUACGCAAUAGACACGUUGAUAGAAGAUAUAGUUCAGGUAGUUCGAUUGACUUGAUAUAUUACUCGAAACUCGCAUUCUUCUUACCAUAAUUAAGGGCGAUUGGACCAAUUUAGUGAAAUAUAUACUUAAAUUCCGAUCCCUUCUUCAAAUUGAAUCAUUAAACACGAUCUACUUGUUACAAAGAGAAAUGAGUAAUAAUUACGUGAACAAAAGAAUAAUACUGCCUUAAAUAGCAUAGUGUUUUGAUUUGUAAUUACUUUGAAGGAAGAAACAAAAAAAAAAAAGGACAAAAAAGAGAGGGAAAGAGAAGAUGGAAGGAGGAAAUUUUUAAAACGAUCGUGCCAUUAGCCAAGUAGCUGUUGUUUUCUCCUUUUUUUCUUUACACGUUUUAAAGAAAC